Messenger RNA from Amborella trichopoda, 2773 nucleotides. RefSeq names its product pentatricopeptide repeat-containing protein At2g13600. NCBI's taxonomy places the organism in Eukaryota, Viridiplantae, Streptophyta, Magnoliopsida, Amborellales, Amborellaceae. The record is from RefSeq and is a predicted model, not a curated record. Gene Ontology annotation, molecular function: protein binding; RNA binding. Gene Ontology annotation, biological process: RNA modification.
AGAGAGAGAAGUAAGCUUAAUCAAGAUCCUCUCUCUCAAAGAAGAUACCUGGAUUCUCUCUCUCUUCUGUAAGAAGACGGCAAUGCAAUGUAUUAGUUCGUUUUUCACGCAAGAAUGUGUCCGGUAGUGGUUAAUCUGCAAUAUUCAGAUUUCAAUCCCAAUGCCCCCAAAACCCAACCUUCUAUCUAAUGUCACCUGCAGAGUUGCAGUAGACCUGAAAUCGUGUUUGAGAGAGAGAGAGGCUAAUAGUUUUUAAACAAACCCCCUCAUUCAUCAUGCCUCUCUCUCUCUCAGAAAAAUGGCGGGGAUCUUCAGCUUCUUGCUCUCUAAGAGAAAGGCUCGGAGUUCUCAGUUAGAGAGAACUUAUUGCCACAGUUAAUCUGAAAUUUGUAAUGAGUUUCAAUCCAAAAGAAGGCAGGCAGCUUCCUUGAGCUUCAAGAGAUAGUUUGGGUCUGUCGGUUUUCCGUCGAAAACGGACUCCAAUCUUUGCUCAUGAACCACAUGGUCACAUUACCUUUUCUCUCUCAUCACCCCCUGCCCAAGCAUGACCUGAGAGAUGAGUUUGAGGAAUUUUUGCUCGAAAGAACUUCUCUCCCAACUCACAAUUCUCUCUCGAAACCCGCCCUCUCCCCCAAACUCGACCAUCUUCGCUGACCUCCUGCGAAUAUGCAUCAACCAGAAGUCCAUUAGUGGCACCCGAGCCACCCACUCUCGACUCCUCAAAACUCAGUUCUCCACCGAGGUCUUCAUUGUCAACCGCCUCAUCGAUGCAUAUGCCAAAUGUCACAGCAUUGAUAGUGCGCGCUCCCUGUUUGAUCAAAUGCUGCAGAGAAAUACCUUCUCUUGGAACACAAUGAUCACUGGCUAUGCCAAAUCGAAUGACUUGACGAAUGCUUUCUCUCUCUUCGACUCAAUGCCUCAACCUGAUGAGGUCUCUUGGAAUGCCAUAAUCUCAGGGCUCUCCAAGCAAAAUUUUUGCAACAAAGCCUUAGAGUUCUUCACGAGAAUGCGCAAAGAAGGCUUCAAGCCUGACCUCUUCUCAUAUGCUAGCAUUUUGAGUGCAUGUUCAGGGCUAAUGGCUUUAGAAACAGGCAUACAAAUCCAUGGGAGCAUAGCAAAGAACCCAUUUUACUCUGAUGUCUACAUGGGGAGCGCACUCGUAGAUUUGUACUCAAAAUGUGGGGCUGUUGACCAUGCUCGUCAGGUUUUUGACGCAAUGCCAGAGCGUAAUGUGGUGUCAUGGAAUAGUUUGAUUACAGGCUAUGUUCAAAACAAUCGUGCAGUUGAAGCGUUGGCUUUGUUCUUAAAAAUGUGUGUCGCGGUCGGCCCUGAUGAGGUCACCUUAGCAAGCCUAGCAAGCGCGUGUGCAGGCCUCUCAGCAAAGUGCGGGACCCAAGUGCAUGGGCACUCAAUUGUGUGUGGCUAUGGCGACGAUUUGGUGUUAGGAAAUGCUUUGGUGGAUAUGUACGCAAAAUGCGGAAUGGUAGAGGAGGCUCGACGUGUGUUUGAUUGGAUGCCAGUAAGAGAUGUCGUGUCGGGGACUUCUAUUGUUUCAGGUUAUGCUAAGCUUUCGAGUGUCAGGGAUGCAUAUCUUAUGUUUGAGAAGAUGCCUGAAAGGAAUGUGAUAUCGUGGAAUGCUCUUAUAGCGGGGUAUUCACAGAGCAGGAGAGAAGAGGACGCCCUUGGUCUCUUCAAGCUCAUGAAACGCGAGGCUAUCGAGCCAACACACUACACCUUUGGCAAUGUGCUUGGAGCUUGCGCUAAUCUCUCUGACUUAGAACAUGGUCGACAAAUUCACACCCAUGUCGUCAAGCUAGGGUUUCAUUUCGAGUCCGGGCCCCAUGACUCAGACAUAUUUGUAGGGAACUCACUUGUUGAUAUGUAUGCAAAGUGUGGGUGCAUUAUUGAUGCUUUUCGAGCAUUUGAGAUGAUGAAAGAGAGAGAUAGGAUCUCAUGGAAUGCGAUGAUCAUGGGGUAUGCUCAGAAUGGGCAUGGUAUGGAAGCUCUCAAGCUCUAUGAAAGGAUGAUCUCAUCAUUAGAGAAGCCAGAUCAUGUUACCAUGAUCGGGGUUCUAUGCGCAUGUAGCCAUGCUGGCCUGGUCGAAGAGGGAAUGAAGUACUUUCGAUCCAUGACCGAAGAGCACGGCAUGGUACCCACGAAGGAUCAUUAUACAUGCAUGGUGGACCUCAUGGGUAGAGCUGGGCUUUUAAACGAAGCAGAACUGUUUAUAAUUAGCAUGCCCAUGCCUCCCGAUUCUAUCUUAUGGGGGUCAUUGCUUGCAGCCUGUAGAGUUCAUGGAAAUGUAGAAUUGGGUAGAAGGGUGGCAGAGAGGCUCUUCGAGCUUGAUCCAAAGAACUCAGGCUAUUAUGUGCUUCUAUCUAAUAUAUUCACUGAUUUGGGGAGAUGGCGAGAGGCUGGUAGAGUGAGAAAAUUGAUGAGAGCGAGAGGGAUUAUAAAGCAACCAGGUUGUAGUUGGAUUGAGAUUAAGAACCAGAUUCAUGUGUUUAUGGUGAGAGAUAGGUCGCAUUCUCAAACAAAUGAAAUAUAUGCAAUGUUGAGAGUGCUAGAAGCUCAAACAAAAGGAGCAGGUUAUGUUGCCUCUAUGUUUGAGAUGGCUGAUGAGUAAUAGGAACAUGAAUUUGGUGAGAGUUGUCCAUUUUGGUUGGAUAGUGAUCUACUGUUGGAGAACAUGAUAGAAAUUUGUGUUUCUCCAUGCAUGAUAAUAAUUAAUCAAUUCUCAAAUUUAUUCACAUUAUUGAUCUGCAUCAAAUUC